CUUUUAGGCUGCAUUUUUUUUUAGGCUGAUAAAAUGAUUUGGUCUAUAUACUGCUACAUCUCGCGGGACUCUCGAAUGUUACCUGUAUCUAUAGGCGGCUGUUUGGCUAGUAUGGUGUUAAUUGGGCCCGUUAAUAGUAAGCGCAAGAAGUAUUAUGGAGUGAAAGGACGCUAUAUUAUGGUAAAAAGACGCAUCAAGUGGAAUUUAGUAGCUACUAGAAGUGGUAUAAAUACGCAACAUGCGGAAGAAACCCGCAACACUAGGUGGUGGUAUAAUUUUGGAGUUUUACCACAUCCGGUGGUAAAUGAACCACAAUUCCGCAACAUUCGGUGGUAUAAAAUGGACGUUUUUACCACCAAAUGUUGCGGGUUUUUACCACAUGUUGCGGGUUUUUACCACCCAGUCCGCCACUGUGUUUACAGCCGUAGUCUUAGAUAUAUAUACAACUCUCUUUUGCCAGUGACAUUUUCCCGUUUUACUAGGGCUAUAAAUUCCUUUGUUUAA
Molecule: messenger RNA, 504 nt
Organism: Mucor mucedo
Lineage: Eukaryota; Fungi; Mucoromycota; Mucoromycetes; Mucorales; Mucoraceae
Exons: 4
Coding region: 34-504 (156 amino acids)
Source: RefSeq, a predicted model, not a curated record